AUGGGCUCAGUCGCAACAGAACCCAAGGGCCGCCUCUCUGGCAAGAAUGCCAUCAUCACUGGAGCUGCUGGCGGCAUCGGUCUCGAGACCUCGAUCCUCUUCGCAAAGGAGGGCGCGAGAAUCAUGAUGGCUGACAUCUCUGCCCCCGCGCUCGAGAAGGCCAAGGCCAAAGUCCAGCAACUCGUACCAAACGCCAGCCGAGUGGAAACAAUGACUUGCGACGUUUCCAAAGAAAGCCAGAUCCAGGCCAUGGUCGAAUCGCUCGACUCCUGGGGCGGCCUCGACGUCAUCUUCAACAACGCAGGCAUCAUGCACGCGCGCGACGACGACGCGGUCGGUACACCCGAGGACAUCUGGGACCUUACAAUGUCGAUCAACGUGAAGGGUGUGUGGUACGGAUGCAAGCACGCCGUCUUGGCCCUACGCAGACACAACAAGACCAAGGGGAGCAUCAUCAACACGGCCUCGGUCGUGGCCCUUGUCGGUUCGGCGACACCACAACUAGCCUACACCGCUUCCAAGGGCGCCGUCCUCGCACUGACUCGCGAGUUGGCCAUCGUCCACGCGCGAGAGGGAUAUCGUUUCAACAGCUUGUGUCCCGCACCCCUGAACACCCCCCUAUUGCAAGACUGGCUUGGCGACGACAAGACCAAGCGCCUGCGCCGGGAGAUUCACCUUCCCGGCGGCCGCUUUGGCGAGGCCAUCGAGCAAGCGCAGGCUGUUUUGUUCCUAGCAACUGACGAGGCUAGCUUCGUCAACGGCCACGAGAUGGUCGUCGAUGGUGGAAUGACAAAGGCAUACGUCACCCCUGAAGGUCCAUCCACCGUCCCGCCGAGCAACAACGCGUCCAAGACCGAGCUAUGA
Molecule: messenger RNA, 864 nt
Organism: Anthostomella pinea
Lineage: Eukaryota; Fungi; Ascomycota; Sordariomycetes; Xylariales; Xylariaceae
Source: the annotation of a GenBank genome assembly